Theileria orientalis strain Shintoku is the source of this 429-nucleotide messenger RNA. RefSeq lists its product as hypothetical. Bases 1 to 429 code for a protein of 142 amino acids. The record is from RefSeq and is a predicted model, not a curated record. Lineage: Eukaryota; Apicomplexa; Aconoidasida; Piroplasmida; Theileriidae. The transcript has 4 exons.
AUGGAUUAUGACGAGGAGCUAAAGGACACUCUUCAGAGUGACUUAUUUGAAUCGCAUUCUUCGUACUUGGCUCUUUUAUCCUUUCUUAUUCUAAUUUCUUUUGGCCUACACAUUUACACAUACAACACUGCCAAUGCUAUUGCCAAUUUAGCUCUGGGCAUUGCUCUGGGCUCAGCCUACUCGCUUGUUCUGUUUAUAACCGUAUUCAAACACCCUAAAAUAUGGUUAUCUUCCACUUCCAAGAAGCUUGAGCUGGUACUAAUUUUGUACGAUAUUGUUUUAUCCCUGUUCAUGUUUUCCGUUUUAAACAAAGUUUGGAAAUCCCCUUCAAACACCAAUACUGACAAUCUUCCCACUUGGUACUACAAUGAAAUUGCUCUAAAUAAGCAAAACAUUUGGAUGCCUUUCACAGGUACUUAUACCUAUUGA